AAGAGACUUUAGUUAAAAAUAUAAUUGAAUUUGAUGUAUAAAAAGACUUGCUGCAGCUAAUUUUCGACCGCCAGGAAGAGGGCGCUAUUGAGUUGGUCGUCAAGAGUCUCAAAUACAGAAGAAGAAGAAGAAGAAGAAGAAGAAGAAGAAGAAGAAGGAAGAGGAACAUAAAAAUGGCUUCUAGCUGGUCGGUCGCAAGUGACGAGCUCUGCUGCCCGGUCUGCCAGGAUACUUUUAAAGAUCCUGUUCUUCUUCCUUGUAGCCACAGCUUCUGUAAUGUCUGUGUGCUAGAAUGGUGGAGAGCGAAACGAAUACGUCAGUGUCCCGUUUGCAAGACAGUGUCUUCAACUAAAAAACCACCUCGCAACCUGGUGUUGAAGAACCUGUGCGAGGCUUUUCUACUGGAGAUGGAGUCCGGGGCUGUCUGCCGCCUGCACACCGAGAAACUAAAGCUCUACUGCCUGGACCACCGGGCACCUGUUUGUGUUGUCUGUAGAGAUUCAAAACACCACAGAAACCACAGGUUUACACCCGUCGACGAAGCGGCAGAGAUUUACAGAAAAGGUCUCCUGAAAUGCCUGAAUCCCUUGCGAGAGAAAGUGAAACUCUUCAAUGAAGUGAAAGUUAACUGCGAGACAACCGAUGAAGAAAUUAAGAAUCAAGCUCAGAACACAGAGAAGAAGAUAAGAGAGGAGUUUCAGGUGCUUCAGGAGUUCUUGCGAAAGGAGGAAGAGACCAGGGUUGCAGCACUGAAGAAAGAAGAGGAGCAUAAAAGACAGGCGAUGAAGGACAAGAUCGCACGGUUGACCAGAGAGAUAAACACCGUGGAAAGCACCAUUAAAACCAUAGAGGAAGGACUGAAAGAUGACGACACGUCUCUCUUGUUAAAAGCCGAUGCUUUAACGAAAGAGGCUCAGCGCCCCCUGCUGGAUGAGCCAAAACAGGUCACACGUGCCCUCGUCGACGUUGCCAAAUACCUGGGAAAUAUGAGUUUCCACGUGUGGUGCAAAAUGAAGGAGAUAGUGUCAUACACCCCUGUAAUCCUGAACCCCAACACUGCCCAUCGAGAACUCCACCUGUCUGAAGGUUUGACUAGUGUAAGAUGUGGCCCAAAACAGCCUCUUGCUACAACCCCAGAGAGGAUGGAGCAGCACCGCUGCGUCCUGGGCUCUGAGGGCUUCAGCUCAGGGAGUCACAGCUGGGAUGUGGAGAUUGGAGACAAUCAAGUGUGGGCACUGGGUGUGAUAGCACAGGAUACUCAGAGGAUGGGGGACAUGCUGUCUGGGUUAUGGAUGGUGAGGUUUUGUUACGGUAAAUUCACAACUUUAUCCCCAUCAUGUCCAGUGUCUGUCCUCCCACUGAAGGACAGGCUCCAGAGGGUCAGGGUGCACCUGGACUGGAACAAAGGAGAGCUAUCCUUCUGGAAUCCAGAUACGAACACAGUCAUACAUACCUUCACACACACAUUCACCGACAGGCUGUUUCCAUACUUCAACACCUGGAAUGACAUCCCACUGAAGUUAUUACCAGUGAAACUCUCUCUAACAGUUAGCUGUUAGAGAAUUACCAGAAGGUCUAAAUGACUGGGUGAUGUACAUACUUGCCUUCCAUCUGUUACCAACAAAAAAAGAGAAUAUAACUCAAUGUUUUGAUUUGUUUUUCUUAUUUUUAUUAAGUCAGAUAGUUUUUAUUUCUGUGGGGUCAUCAUUGCAGCAACAAAAUUAAUGGGAUGCAAUGGAAGAAAAUAAUAUAAAUGAAGGUCAUGGAACAGAAUGAAUACAUGAAAAUAACAAAGAAUUGUAUGCCUAGAUUGCAGAAAUGAAUGAUAGUAAUUGUAUAUUAAGAGAUGUGUUCAAUGUAAAAUAUACUUAAAACUUCCAAAUGGUAGCAGGGAGUUACUGAAUUUGAAUUUUAAUAUAGUGACCCACUUUGUCACUGUUUUUGUAUUUGUGUUUUUCUCUGUCUUGCACUUUGUUAAAGGCGGGGUAUGCGAUUCUGGAGAAAUCCAAUACCAUGACAAAUACGAUGAUACAGAGCGAGCAACGGCACAGCAAGUAAUGUGACUAACGUUAGCUAACUUGUGGGUUAGCAAACUGUCCCUACAGUUGCUGCUGCAAAGCUAACAGCCAGAGAGGACGAGACGUUUCCCAGAGGCAGCACAGCAGCUCCAGACAGCGAUACUCACAACUCUCCUGCUACUGUAGCAAACAUCACAACAGCAGCAUAUCUUGGCAAACUAGAAAGUAAGCUGAAUGUCCGUGGGCAAGUCAUUUAACGUUACCUGACACACAAAUCAUGACUAGAAUACUGCUGUGUGGCUCGGUCCGAGACACUUUGUUUGUUUCCCAUUUACAGAGCCAGCGCUGUGUGCAAACACCGGAUUUUUUUUUUCAGCACACACACUGAAGGGACAGCUAGCAGACCGUGAGGAGAUGUUUGCUGAAUUUGACAAAAAGACGUGUAUUAGAUUAGAGUCACAUACCCCACCUUUAAGGUACCAUCAGGUUGUUGGUACCUUGGUGGUCACAUACUGCUGCAUGGAACGUUGCUGUACAGAUACAGUUUAACAUACUGUUAAGAACUGACAGUUUCAUGCUAUGUAAGCAUAUCAAAUCUUUGUACUUUGUUGAGCCAUGGUUGCCUUAUUAAAACUACUUCCACCUUUUUAUACGCACAAUUUUGAAUGGUUCCACUUAUGCAGUUGUAUAAAAGAAAAAAAAAGGUUUAGAAAAUAAAUCCCUAUAAAACAAUCUGUCUGUGUGAAGGGUAACUACUUAACAGGUGAAUUCUGGUAUUGUUCUAUAACAAGUCACGUCACUGUUAUUUUCAGCUGUGUUUAUUAAUUAUGCGAAUUGUUAGCUGGUUUACAUGGUUAAUUACCAGUGAUGGAAGAAGCACUCAGAUAUUUCACUUAAGUAGCAAUACCACAGUGGCCUGCAUUCAAAAACUUACUUAAGUGAAAGUACAUAGGUCUUAGCAUCAAAAUACUGAGUACUACAAGUACUCUUUAUGCAGAAUGGCCCAUUUCAGAAUAAUAUAUGUAUAUCACUGGAUUAUAAUUAUGGAUGCAUUAAUGUGUAAGCAUCACUAAUGUUUCAGGUGGUAAAGGUGGGGCUAAAUUUAAGUACUUUAUAAUCUGCUGGAUACCUUAAUCCAUAAUUAUGUCAUAAUUUAUUAGUUGAUUUAUAUUUUGUAUUAAUAACCUGAAUCUACAAAGCAACUAGUAACUAAUUAUGUCAAAUAAUUGUAGUGGAGUAAAAAGCACAAUAUUUGCCUCCUAAAUGUAGUGAAGUAUAAGUACAAGGUAGCAUAAAAUGGAAAUACUCAAGUAAAGUACAAGUACCUUUAAAUUGUACUUAAUUAUAGUAACUGAGUAAAUGUACUUAGCUACUUCCUCCACCACUGUUAAUGACUUCUAUUGAACUGAAAGAUGUAACCUAACCAAGUACUGCUCAUGUUUUUCAACUCAAUCCCAUUUAUUUUCAUUGUCGUCAAUCAUAGCUUAUGUAUGAUAAAUCAUUUUUUCUGUACAUGCUAUUGCCACCAUAUGGUGCUCAAUAAAAUCAAUUAAAUGAA
Molecule: messenger RNA, 3576 nt
Organism: Siniperca chuatsi (mandarin fish)
Lineage: Eukaryota; Metazoa; Chordata; Actinopteri; Centrarchiformes; Sinipercidae
Product: nuclear factor 7, brain-like
Exons: 1
Coding region: 174-1559 (461 amino acids)
Molecular function (GO): protein binding; zinc ion binding
Source: RefSeq, a predicted model, not a curated record